Rosa rugosa (rugosa rose) is the source of this 940-nucleotide messenger RNA. Its product is annotated as egg cell-secreted protein 1.3-like. Gene Ontology annotation, biological process: double fertilization forming a zygote and endosperm. The transcript has a single exon. Lineage: Eukaryota; Viridiplantae; Streptophyta; Magnoliopsida; Rosales; Rosaceae. The coding region runs from base 400 to 843 and encodes 147 amino acids. The record is from RefSeq and is a predicted model, not a curated record.
UUAGUCUGCACUAAUUUGAGGUAUUUCUUGUGCAAUUAGUGAUUAUUACUAUAUGAUAUUUUUUAUUUUAUUUUAUUUUUUAUUUUUUGAAAAUGUACUAUAUGAUCUAUUUAAAUGCCACUAGUUCUUUGACAAUGAUAUGUGCUGAGCCGGUUAGCCCUAUCAAUUUCCCCUGUCGUAUGUUAACCACAUAAUCACCAUAUUCAUUCAUUAUUUUUUUUUUGAAAUGACCAUAUUCAUUCAUUAAUUGUCAUGAAUUAUGAAUUGACAUGAGCCUCUUCAUCUCCCAUUCACUAACGUUUUUGUAACGCUAAUUACUUCCCACUCUACAUAAACCCUUGCCUCUUCUUUGCCUUUACACACCGAUCUCUCACUCACCUACGAAUCUGACAACCGAAAAUGGCUUACACAUCUAAGCUUUUCCUUCUCACAGCUCUGCUUGUUCUGACCAUGUCAUUUGUGGUCAGUACUUCUCGAUCAUCGAAUUACCCAACUGGGAGAAAAUCAAACCUUGCAGCCAGAUUGAACUUGGAUGAAGAAUCAUCAACCUGCUGGGAGUCCUUAUUUCAGCUCCAGGCAUGCAGUAAAGAGGUUGUCUUGUUCUUCCUCAAUGGUGAGACUUACUUAGGAGACGGCUGUUGCAAAGCCAUUCGAACCAUUGAGCACCAGUGUUGGCCAGCCUUGCUCGGGUCCCUAGGGCUUACCACGGAAGAGACUGAUAUACUAAAGGGUUACUGCGAUGAAGCUGAUCAAAUCCAAUCACCUCCGACAUCGCCUUCACCACCAUCUGUUCAUCAGCCUACUGGAAAACUUGUUCCGGAUCUGGACAAGUUGAUUCCGUGAAGAUUUUACUUUUGGUUUAUGUUAUGUAGGAUGAGUAGGAGCCUAGUAUGUAUGCUCCAUGUCUUAAUUACUAUCACGUUUAGUUAUCUGUGUACUU